GUUGGGACCAUCCCGAGGAGGCGAGGUUUAGUGUGAUUGAAAAGUGAUCUUCAAGCCUCAUCAACCAACUGCUUUGAAGAGAUUCCCCUCAGUGGUCAGCGCAGGCGAUAUUCCGGACCGCUCGUGAAGAGGAAGAUUUCUUCAUCUGGGCUAGCACUGAGAAAAACAAGCAACAAAAAAAGUUGCAACUAGAAGUCAAUGGGAGGAAGAAGAUGCAUGAGAGAGAGAGAGAGAGAGAGAGAAGGGGGGAAUGAAGAUCCAGUGAAGAAUGAGUGAGAGCAUCCCCUGAGCGGGCGUGUGGGGACAAGGGAAGAAGUUGCCCAAACCUUCCCGCUCCCCUCCCUCCCUGUCUCCAAUGGAGAGCCCCGCUGCUCCACCAUGACUUGGGCAGAGUGGGUGAACCGCAGCGUGGCCGGGAACGGCUCGGGGGCGGCCGGCAACAGGUCGGGCGCCGAGGGCUGGGCGUCCCAGCGGCAGGCGGUGGCGCUGGGGGUGGCGCUGGGCGCCCUGAUCGCCUUCGCCAUCGCCGGCAACCUCCUGGUGAUCCUGUCGGUGGCGUGCAACCGGCACCUGCAGACGGUCACCAACUACUUCGUGGUGAACCUGGCGGUGGCGGACCUGCUGCUGAGCGCCACCAUCCUGCCCUUCUCGGCCAGCCUGGAGGUGUUCGGCUACUGGGCCUUCGGGCGGCCCUUCUGCGACGUCUGGGCGGCGGUGGACGUGCUGUGCUGCACCGCGUCCAUCAUGAGCCUCUGCACCAUCUCCAUCGACCGGUACAUCGGCGUCCGCUACUCCCUGCGCUACCCUGCCAUCAUGACCGAGCGCAAGGCGCUUUGGAUCCUGCUGCUGCUGUGGCUCUCCUCCCUGGUCAUCUCGGUGGGACCCCUCCUGGGCUGGAAGGAGCCCGCUCCCGCCGACGACACCGUCUGCAGCAUCACCGAGGAACCCGGCUACGCCCUCUUCUCCUCCCUGUUCUCCUUCUACCUGCCCCUGACGGUCAUCCUGGCCAUGUACUGCCGCAUCUACGUGGUGGCCCGCCGGACCACCCGCAGCCUGGAGGCCGGCGUCAAGAGGGAGCGGGGCGGCAACCGCAGCGAGCUGGUGCUGCGGAUCCACUGCCGGAGCGCGGCCGGCUCGGCGGAGGAGGCCGGCUCCUCCCUCCGGACCAGGGGCCAAGCCCUGCCGCCGCUGCCGCCGCCGCCGCCGCUGCCCCUCCGCAGCUCCCUCUCCAUGCGCCUCCUCAAGUUCUCCCGGGAGAAGAAGGCGGCCAAGACGGUGGGCAUCGUGGUGGGAGUGUUCGUCCUCUGCUGGCUCCCCUUUUUCACCAUCUUACCGCUCGGUGCUUUCUUUCCGUCUAUCAAGCCCUCUGACGUGGUCUUCAAGGUGAUCUUCUGGCUGGGUUACUUCAACAGCUGCAUCAAUCCCAUUAUAUACCCAUGCUCGAGCAAGGAGUUCAAACGAGCCUUCAUCAGGCUGCUGAAGUGCCAGUGCCGGAGGAGACGGCGGCCACCCUGGCGAAUGUAUGGUCACCGUGACUGGAGGGCAUCUACCUACAGUUCGGAGCGCAGCUCCGAGGCUGAUGUGCUGAGCAGGUCCAUCGGGAGCUGCAGGACAUUGUCGCUGAACAGUUCCUUUGCGCUGAGCCAAAGGCACCGAGGGAGCAGCAGCAGCGAGGGCAUCAGCGGAAACAGCGGCACCAGUCGGACACUCAGCCUUCACGGCUGGAAACUCUUCCCAUCCUUCUCCAAAUCACCCUUCCAACUCCGAGAGAAAAUGAACAACCUCUCCAACAAAAUCCGAAUGGGACAGCACAGGCCCUGCACAUCAGCUGCCAGUAAGGUAGACAAUGUCCCAGUGGAGUCCAUCUCCAUCGGGGUAUGCCAGGAGUUCAAAGAGCACACAGCUUAUCAAAUAUACGAAGUCACUGACUGUUACGGACUGAAAGAGACGGAUAUUUAAGAUUUCACCAUCUGCCAGAGUAGGAUUCAAACACAGAUCCCCAGUGCAUUUGUGUAAGGACCU
Messenger RNA from Hemiscyllium ocellatum (epaulette shark), 2022 nucleotides. It is a transcript of the gene adra1d, whose product is annotated as adrenoceptor alpha 1D. Gene Ontology annotation, biological process: adenylate cyclase-activating adrenergic receptor signaling pathway; cell-cell signaling; positive regulation of cytosolic calcium ion concentration. The transcript is spliced from 3 exons. The record is from RefSeq and is a predicted model, not a curated record. Gene Ontology annotation, cellular component: membrane. Bases 379 to 1959 code for a protein of 526 amino acids. Lineage: Eukaryota; Metazoa; Chordata; Chondrichthyes; Orectolobiformes; Hemiscylliidae. Gene Ontology annotation, molecular function: alpha1-adrenergic receptor activity.